Linnemannia hyalina is the source of this 606-nucleotide messenger RNA. NCBI's taxonomy places the organism in Eukaryota, Fungi, Mortierellomycota, Mortierellomycetes, Mortierellales, Mortierellaceae. The record is from the annotation of a GenBank genome assembly.
AUGCCAACCGUUCGUAAGCGCCGCACCAUCAAGACUCCUUCGCGCAAGGUCACCCGCAAGACCGCCAACAAGCACAAGCGCAAGGUCAAUGUCAUCGGCAACAAGAUCAUCCGCGAUAACUGGGACAAGAAGGCCACCCUCCGUCAGAACUAUGCUCGUUUGGGACUGUUGCAGUCAUUGAACGGCGUGACAGGAGGUAUUGAGGUCAUGAACGAAGACGAGCUCAUGGAGAACGAACAGAAAUCCCUCGAGGAGCUCGCAGAAUCCCUGACGGCCGAACAAGGAAUCAUCCAGCGCGACGACGCCGGAAACAUCAUCAACGUCAUUGUCGGAAAGAUCAAGUCCAAGGAGGAGAUUGCCGAGUUCAUGGAGCGGGAUAUUGAGCCCGUCAAGGCCAAGACGGAUGUUGUUCGGGCUUUGGAGGCACAGGCGGCCAAUGUGUUGAAGGUGGAGCGGUACCAGUCCGAUGGAGAGUUGGUCUGGGCUGCCAAGUUGGUCGAGAAGUAUGGGGAUGAUUAUGAAAAGAUGUUUUGGGACCGCAAGUUGAACCCUAACCAGCAGACUGCCAAGCAGCUCAAGAAGCGUAUCGGUGCCCUCUUGGCUUAA